This is a messenger RNA of Mesitornis unicolor (brown roatelo), 1080 nucleotides long. Its product is annotated as interferon-induced, double-stranded RNA-activated protein kinase-like. Gene Ontology annotation, molecular function: protein kinase activity; ATP binding. Gene Ontology annotation, biological process: protein phosphorylation. NCBI's taxonomy places the organism in Eukaryota, Metazoa, Chordata, Aves, Mesitornithiformes, Mesitornithidae. The transcript has 10 exons. The record is from RefSeq and is a predicted model, not a curated record. The coding region runs from base 1 to 1080 and encodes 359 amino acids.
AUGGAACGGGAGUGUAUGGAGAAGAUCAACCACUACUGUCAAAAGAAGAAACUUACGUUGGUUUAUGCCGAUGUCAAAAUGACCGGCCCCUCUCAUGAUCCUGAGUUCACAGUUGUGGUUAAAAUAGACAAUGUAGAAUAUGGUACCGGCACUGGUAAAAAUAAGAAGGAAGCAAAAGCAGUCGCAGCAAAAAAUAGCUGGGAAAUGAUUGAGAAACAGCCAGAGAAUCCUUCAAAUAUCCAGGCGGCAGAAUUAACAACAUCUCCAGUGACCUUAUUACCUGCAUCAGCCCAUGACUAUGUCAGCCUACUAAAUGUGUAUUCACAAAGGACACAUUGUUUAGUUGAUUAUACUAACAUAAAACGUACUGGAGAUGACCAUGCUCCCACGUUUUCUUGUAGCUGUACAGUUAAUGGUUUUGUGCGGGGAAUUGGCACCGGACCUUCACUUGGUGUUGCAAAACAAGCUGCUGCAAAACAAGCAUUUAAGACGCUAGAGAAGGAAGGUGCUCUAACAGUGGGAAAUGAAAAAUCUAACUGCAAUUCUACAUUUAGUGAGCACAGUAAUUCCUCUGAAGUGCUAACUCGGUGUGACUCGGACAGCAGUAUUUACUUUGAAGACUCAGAUGCGAAGCUGGUAAGAAAAAUGGAAGACAUGGUGUUAUGUGAAAACUCUUCACCUUCUCAGAGACAUGCACAAAGUGCUGCCCUGAAAUCCAAAAGAAAAUUGGCACCUAAUUUUGAUAAUGCAAAAAACAAGGAAGAGAAAAAAAAGAUGUCAGAUUCAGAUGAAGAUUUGGACAUAAAUACCAGCGAGAAUAAUGAAAGUCCAUGUACUGUGAAUAAAAGAUUUCUUGGGAGUUUUAAAAAUAUAAAGGCUAUUGGUGAAGGUGGUUUUGGAAAUGUUUUCAAAGCAACAGGAAAGCUGGAUGAGCAAACCUAUGCAGUCAAACGAGUUUGCUUCACAGAGAAUGUAAAGCGUGAAGUAAAAGAACUUGCAAGUCUUCACCAUGAAAACAUAGUGCGGUAUUAUUCUAGCUGGCAAGGAUAUGACCGUGUAACUGAUCCACUCUCAAGGUAA